UGCCUAGUUCACGUGCAUUGCAAUCUAUCAUAUCGCUGGCAGCGCGCACUUUCUCUACCUAUCCACACAGACAUAGUACAUAUCAGAUGCCGUCAGCCAUCAUCCAGCCGACCGCAGCGCACACCGCAACCGUCAUCUUUGCCCAUGGUCUCGGCGACGAAGGACAAAGUUGGCGCGCAGUGAUAAGCGGUGAUUACGACUACAGAAAGCCCGGCGAACUGACAAUCCCCGCUCGUCUUCCUCAUGUCAAAUGGAUCUUUCCAGAUGCACCCGAGCAAGCCGUCACGGCGAAUUUUGGCACUGAGAUGCCUUCAUGGUUUGAUAUGUCUAAUCUACCGCUUCCACCGGAGCUGUACUUGAGCAAAGUGGUUGAUGAUGACGAGAGCGUGAAGAAUGGUGUUCAGAUCAUAGAUGACUUGGUUCAAGCAGAAGUUAAGGCUGGAAUACCAGAAAGUCGCAUCGUAGUGGGCGGAUUCAGUCAAGGAGGAGCUCUGGCUUUGGCGGCGGGUUUGGGUGGUAAAGACUGGAGAACGAAGAGUUCCGGGGAUGAAAGCAAGCUGGCUGGUGUAGUCGUGCUGAGCGGUUGGAUGCCAGUCAGAGAGAAGUUCAAGUCGCGCAUUUCGUCGCAUGCCAAGUCUAUGCCGGUAUUAUGGGGACACGGAACAGCAGAUGCGGUGAUAUAUCACAAAGUGGGGGAGAUUUCAGUUGGAUUACUUCAAGAUCAACUUGGAAUCGUGAAGCACGGUGCCCAUGACCAACUUGGUGCUCCUGGGAUUAACUUUCGGUCUUAUGAACGUAUGGGCCACACUUCAUGCAAGAAAGAGAUGGAUGACUUGGUGACAUUCUUGGGAAGUGUCGUACCACAGCAGCAAACUUAGAACAGCUUAGAACCUGUAAAGCCAAUCAAUUGUCUAGGACCAUAAAUCUGGUUCCACACGUGUGUUCGGUACUGCAUUCCGUCGGUACAUUGAGACCUUUGACAUUUCAGAAUUGCUGGCUAUUGUACCCGAUAUUCGUGUGCGAAUAUCUAUAAUCCCAC
Suillus plorans is the source of this 1039-nucleotide messenger RNA. Its product is annotated as Phospholipase/carboxylesterase/thioesterase. Gene Ontology annotation, biological process: protein depalmitoylation. The transcript has 4 exons. Gene Ontology annotation, cellular component: cytoplasm. Gene Ontology annotation, molecular function: carboxylic ester hydrolase activity; palmitoyl-(protein) hydrolase activity. The coding region runs from base 87 to 878 and encodes 263 amino acids. Lineage: Eukaryota; Fungi; Basidiomycota; Agaricomycetes; Boletales; Suillaceae. The record is from RefSeq and is a predicted model, not a curated record.